UGGCGGUCUCUAAUGUCGGAUACAUGGCUGGCUCUGGCUAAGAACGACUCUAUUCGUUCUCUGAACGUAGUCGACUUGGUUCCCAGGCCAGUGACUGCUUUUCGUCAACCCGAGUUUCAAGCCUUUUUGGGCAAGUUGAAGACUGUCGAGAUGUCGGUCUGGGGUGCAGACAAAGGUGCUGGAUGGCUCACACGUACACUGCCUGGCUAUAUGUUAUUCACUUCACAGCUCCGCGAGUUCUUCUUCUGCUGUCUUCUUGCUGUCACGAAACUCUCGCUAAGGGCGUCUCCAACGGGUCUUCCUGGUCUACAAGCACAACUUCAUGGCACCGUUGGGCUGCGUUCCCGAGAUAUGCCAAAUUUGCGACGACUCCACCUUCAGAAUGUGUUCAUCGGUCACGAACUAGUACGAUUUCUCUCUGCUCGUGCUCAGACGCUGGAGUCUUUG
Pseudocercospora fijiensis CIRAD86 is the source of this 447-nucleotide messenger RNA. RefSeq lists its product as uncharacterized. The record is from RefSeq and is a predicted model, not a curated record. NCBI's taxonomy places the organism in Eukaryota, Fungi, Ascomycota, Dothideomycetes, Mycosphaerellales, Mycosphaerellaceae. The annotation marks the transcript as partial. The transcript has a single exon.